Esox lucius (northern pike) is the source of this 2018-nucleotide messenger RNA. It is a transcript of the gene rcc1, whose product is annotated as regulator of chromosome condensation 1. Gene Ontology annotation, molecular function: guanyl-nucleotide exchange factor activity. The transcript has 10 exons. Bases 167 to 1423 code for a protein of 418 amino acids. Gene Ontology annotation, cellular component: cytoplasm. Lineage: Eukaryota; Metazoa; Chordata; Actinopteri; Esociformes; Esocidae. The record is from RefSeq and is a predicted model, not a curated record.
CCUGAUUGCAAUACGAUUAUGACGUCAUCGUUAGUGCUGCUGGCAGAAUACUAGUAGCGCAUUUGAUGACUGUUUGGCCUCUUCUUUUUCCGUUAGUGAAUUAAGGCUUUUUUCCCCUCUGAAAUCUCUGUAGUUCUGUGUGUUUUGUUCGGGUCCUGUUGCUGCCAUGCCUGCCAAGAAGGCUCCUAAGAGACCUGCAGAAAAAAAACAGGAAAUAAAGGAUACUAAGAAAGUUAAAAUUUCUCACAGCAGCCAUGGGAAGGAGAAGGGCAUGGUGCUGGUCCUGGGACAAGGGGACGUAGGACAGCUGGGUCUGGGAGAGGAUGUCAUGGAGAGGAAGAGGCCGGCCUUGGUUACCCUACCAGAGGGCAUCGUGCAGGUGGCGGCGGGGGGCAUGCACACAGUCUGCCUCAGUGACACUGGAAAUAUCUACACAUUUGGCUGUAAUGAUGAGGGUGCUCUUGGUCGCGACACUACCGUGGAGGGUUCUGAGACUGUGCCUGGAAAGGUGGCCCUGGGCGACAGGGUGGUCCAGGUGUCUGCUGGGGACAGUCACACAGCUGCGCUCACAGAUGAUGGCUCCGUCUACAUCUGGGGCUCUUUCCGGGAUAACAGCGGAGUCAUUGGUCUUCUAGAACCUAUGAAGAAGGUUACCUUGCCUGUCAAGAUCCCCCUGAAAGAACAUGUUACAAAAGUAGUGUCUGGUAAUGACCAUUUGGUAAUGCUGACUGCAAUUGGUGACCUUUACACAUCCGGCUGCGGAGAGCAAGGGCAGCUGGGAAGGGUACCAGAGUUCUUUGCCAAUCGAGGGGGCAGGAAAGGACUUUUACGGUUGUUGAUACCACAGAUGGUCAAGGUCCAGUCUAGAGGCAAGGUUCACUUUACAGACGCAUUCUGUGGGGCCUAUAUGACCUUUGCGGUGUCAGGAGAAGGCCACGUCUACGGAUUUGGGCUGUCAAACUAUCAUCAGCUUGGAACCAAAGAAAUAACCACCUGCUUCGUUCCAAUUAAACUUACAUGCUUUAAAAACUCCACCAUUAAAUGGAUGAGCUUCGCAGGGGGACAGCAUCAUACAGUUUGUCUUGACUGUGAUGGGAAGGUAUACAGUUUGGGCCGGGCGGAGUAUGGCCGUUUGGGUCUCGGCCAGGGUGCAGAAGAGAAGAGCGAGCCCACACCAGUCGAAGGUCUGGACGGAGCCCAGGCAGUGGCGUGUGGGGCGUCUGUCAGCUACGCUAUUACCAAAAAAGGGUCUGUCUAUGCCUGGGGCAUGGGUACUAACCUGCAACUUGGCACGGGUGAGGAAGACGACGAGUGGAGCCCUGUAAAGAUGAUGGGCAAGCAGCUGGAGAAGCGCAUAGUACUGAUGGUGGCCAGUGGAGGGCAGCACACAGUCCUGCUUGUUAAAGACGAGCAGGAGAGCUGAUGUCCUCAGGCAUGGGGUGACCUAUUGGUGUGUGCGUGAGGGGUCGGUGUUAGAUGCCUACAUGUAGGGGAGGGGUUUGUGGCCAAAUGUGACUUCCGGUGCUGAGCCAGGCUAGCCCUUGAAGUUGGUAAAGUGGCCGAGGUGCGACUUCGUCAUCCCCGUUAAAGAGGACUCUGGUCUCCCAAUCAGCGCCAGUGGAAUCCUGUAAUGUAUUUCGAUGUGUUUCAGUAGAUCAUGAUGAAUAAGCGAGAAACUAUAUAUUUUUUUUAAUCUACUUUGUGCUUAUUUUUCUUUCUUAAAUUCUUUUUAAUGAGAAUCUUUAGUAUGCCUGUCAGGGAUGCCAGUCAUUGUGUGUGUAUGUUUGCAAGGAAAAUUAGUGACAAGCCUUUUAAUUAGUCACAGCUCAUUCUUGUUACAAGCAAUACAACUCCCACGCCAACAUCAUUAAUAAGUAAUACUACUACUUGUUGAUGAUGGCAUUUGAGAAAUAUGGCCUUAGGUGUCUUGAAACUGUAGUAGAGACAGCUGUUCACUGUACCCCCUUGCACAAGUUUUUGCCUGUCCAAUUUGGAAAUAAAGUAGAAUUUUAUACUGA